CUGCGGACGACGUCACUUGUCCUUUGGUGGGGCGGCGCACAUGCCGCUCUCGGUCCGCUGUUCCAGCCGCACCGCACGUCAGUUUACGAAGCACCUUGCGCGUGUUAUAGUGGUCUCGUCGUCGCAAAUUUUUGGAUUUUUUUUAGUUUCUUCAUUUUGUAAAUUAAACAAUGGGUGGCAUUACACAAAGACCCUGGACUCCAACCAAAAGACGAGGACCAAUCGCCGCCGAAUACAACAGUCCAGGACCAGCGUGUGUCAAUCUCCCUUCAUACAUCGGUAAACACACAGUUGAAGCUAAGAGUGGUAGGGCGCCAGCUUUCAGCUUCGGAGCAAGACACAAUGGAAAAUUGGAGAGCAUUGGACCCGGACCUGGACAAUACAACGUGACUGGUCUCAGUGCGAAAGGAAAAGACACACCGUUGGCUGUAAGUCUUCACGGCAGGCCCAAAGAGCCGAAGCCCGAAAACUUCCCGGCUCCCGGCGACUACAAUCCUGACAAAGCCGAAAAGGUUAUCCAUGACAACAGUCCCAAAUACACUUUUGGACUGAAAACGAACGUAGAAAAACCAUUAGAUACGCCUGCUCCUAAUGCUUAUAAACCAUUCCAAAGAUCCAGUAGCAAAAGGUAUUCCUUUGGCAUGAGAACGCCGAUCCGUAAAACAUCGGACACACCUGCACCAAACGUGUACAAUGUGCCGAAAUCGGAUAAGAUGCUUCACGAAAAAUCCCCGCAGUACAGUUUUGGGGUUAAGACGCAAGUCGAAAAACCGUCAGAAACGCCCGCUCCCAAUGUAUAUAACAUUCCAAGCACGGAAAAGCUGUUGCACGAAAACUCACCAAAAUACUCGUUCGGAGUCAAAGUUAAUCUUGAAAAACCAUCCACCACUCCUGCACCCAAUGUUUACAAUGUGCCAACAUCUGAUAAAGUAUUACAUGAUAACUCUCCAAAAUACUCUUUUGGAGGAAAAGGACUCGCUGAAAAACCGUUGGAUACUCCUGCUCCCAAUGUAUAUAACAUUCCAAGCACGGAAAAGCUGUUGCACGAAAACUCCCCAAAAUACUCGUUCGGAGUCAAAGUUAAUCUUGAAAAACCAUCCACCACUCCUGCACCCAAUGUUUACAAUGUUCCAACAUCUGAUAAAGUAUUACAUGAUAACUCUCCAAAGUACUCUUUUGGAGGAAAAGGACUGCCCGAAAAACCGCUGGACACUCCCGCUCCCAAUGUAUAUAACAUUCCAAGCACGGAAAAGCUGUUGCACGAAAACUCACCAAAAUACUCGUUCGGAGUCAAAGUUAACCUUGAAAAACCAUCCACCACUCCUGCACCCAAUGUUUACAAUGUUCCAACAUCUGAUAAAGUAUUACAUGAUAACUCUCCAAAAUACUCUUUUGGAGGAAAAGGACUGGCUGAAAAACCGUUGGAUACUCCUGCACCUAACGUAUACAAUGUUGCUGAUAGGGUUUUACAUGAAAAUUCUCCUAAAUACACUUUUGGUGGCAAAGGAUUGCCCGAGAAACCUUUGGAUACUCCUGCACCAAAUGUUUACAACGUACCCACUGCUGAUAAGGUCUUACACGAUAGUGCACCAAAAUACUCAUUUGGAAACAAGGUUCAAUUGGAAAAGCCUUUGGAUACCCCCGCUCCAAACGUCUACAACAUUCCAUCGGUGGUUGGCGACAAGAAGUCCUCCCCGGCGUACACGAUUUCCGGUAGAACCAAGGAACCAAUCGACGAACGUGUGAAGAACCCAGGACCCGGUCAAUACAACAACGUAGACCCUGACAGUUACAAGGCCGAAAACUCCCCGGCUUACACCAUUAGUGGCAGAACGAACAUCCCCAAGGACGACAAAAUACCCGGGCCGGGAGUUUACUCUCCGGAAAAGGUUUGCUUAGAUUUUCCACCAGCCCACUCGUUCGGCAUCAAGCACUCCCCCUACUCAGACCACUAUUAGAGGAAAAGGUGAACGACAUCCAACGAAAACGAAGUCGACUGUGUUUCAAUUUAAUCUUGCCAUUUCACAAAAUAAUGAAGCACAGAAACGUCCAUCAUGUAUACGAAAUACAAUAAUCAGCGUUCCGUCCGUUUUCACCACAUUGUCCAUCCAUGAAUUAAGGAUGUUUUCAUUGUUUUUUCAUUCGAAAACGUCCGGGUUGUUAUAUUUAUUAUUGCAUAUUCGAUUAGUCAGGCUCUACGUGCAGUUUAUUGUUAAUAAAUACGUUUGCUUUUUAUAAUAUGUUAUUUAUAAUAUAUAGACAAUGUUGUAAGCCUUAAAAUUUUAAAUUUGUUAAUUUACUUCAUAGUUUUAAAAUAAAUCUUGUAUUAGCUUUAUUGAUUGCAGCUUCUUAACCCUAUGCGCUGGUUCCUUUUUGUGUCACAUAUUUUGUAUUUAACAUUUUAUUAUUUUUUAUAAAUAAAAAAAAUUAAAAACAAAAAA
Molecule: messenger RNA, 2441 nt
Organism: Aethina tumida (small hive beetle)
Lineage: Eukaryota; Metazoa; Arthropoda; Insecta; Coleoptera; Nitidulidae
Product: O(6)-methylguanine-induced apoptosis 2
Exons: 16
Coding region: 171-1958 (595 amino acids)
Cellular component (GO): cytoskeleton
Source: RefSeq, a predicted model, not a curated record